This is a messenger RNA of Vidua chalybeata, 1190 nucleotides long. It is a transcript of the gene PHLDA3, whose product is annotated as pleckstrin homology like domain family A member 3. The coding region runs from base 185 to 1171 and encodes 328 amino acids. The transcript has 2 exons. Gene Ontology annotation, cellular component: plasma membrane. Gene Ontology annotation, biological process: negative regulation of phosphatidylinositol 3-kinase/protein kinase B signal transduction; intrinsic apoptotic signaling pathway in response to DNA damage by p53 class mediator; positive regulation of apoptotic process. The record is from RefSeq and is a predicted model, not a curated record. Lineage: Eukaryota; Metazoa; Chordata; Aves; Passeriformes; Viduidae. Gene Ontology annotation, molecular function: phosphatidylinositol phosphate binding.
GCAUGGCUCACCCCCUCUGAGAGCCGGAGCAGAGGGCGGCGAGCCCCGGCGGCAGCACGGCCACCGCGGGGUCCCGGCCCCGGGGAGCUCGGCUCCGGCGUGGGGCGGCUGGAAUUCCCCCGGCGGGUAAUGCCCGGCUGGGCCGGCACAGGGCGCUGAGGAUCCGGGGGGCCGAGCAGCCGUGAUGACCCCCGAGAAGGUGCUGAGGGAGGGGGUGCUGGAGAAGCGGAGCGGGGGGCUGCUGCAGCUCUGGAAGAAGAAGCGGUGCCUGCUGACGGAGAAGGGGCUGCAGCUCUUCGAGCCCAAGGGCUCGCGGCGCAAGGAGCUGAGCUUCGCCCGCAUGAAGGCCGUGGAGUGCGUGGAGUGGAAGGAGCGGCACAUUUACUUCACGGUGGUGAUGGACGACAGCCUCGAGAUCGACUUCCGCUGCGCCCAGGAGGACCCGGGCUGGAACGCUGAGAUCACCAUGGGGCUCGUGCGCUUCAAGAACCAGCAGGCGAUGCAGGAGUGGUGCAGCUGGACGCAGCCCCGGUGGGACAGCCCAGGGAAUCGCAGCUUCCCAGGAGUCGGAUGGAGAUGGCCCUCGGCUCGACAGGUGCUGGAGAGAACGGGAUCCCUGCGGGCAAGUGAGGUCACCGCUGCGCAGCCCGGGGACAAGGACAGUGGCCCCGGGGAGGCCGGUGCGGGCGCUGGCUCCCCCUUGCCGGGGCAGGACAGAGGAGCUGGGUGGGCACAGCCACCUCCCCUUGGCACAGCGGGGCAGAGGACACAGGCAGGGCCACCACCUGGUGCUUCAGACAAGGCAGGAGGUGACAUCCCUGCCUGGGGCCCCACCACCCUUCAUUCAAGUGACAUGUGCAGGACUUGGUGCACUGGUGGGGACCCCAGGCCUCUCCUGCAGGACAGGGGAUGGAUGAGGCUGUGCCCGAAGGAUCCGUGCCACAGGGAGCUCUGCCUGUGUGACAGUGACACUGGGAAAUGGUUGUGGCUGGGUUCCAGUUUUAAAAAGGGGCUGGAAAGCUGCUGCUGCAGCAGGGACCCCUCAGCAGGGCACUGGAGCGAUGGUGUGGUGACACAGCCAUGCUGCUGGACAUUGUCUUACCCUGGGAUGUCCUUGGGCUGUUGGGGAAUGCUGGGGACCCCAAUUCCCUGUACCAAAAGUGUCCCUUAACAGGACUUUCAGCUUCUUA